GUGAAGCAUCGAUGUUAGAACCUUAGAAAUGAUACUAAUGCUGCUUCAUAUGACACAGUGUCAAUUCCACCAUUGUGCUGUUCGUUCAGACCUCUUAACAGUUGGCACGUAAAUUCGAAAAGGGUCUAUUUUCCCUCAGUUGAAAGGAUCUUUUCAGCUACCUUAUAUCAACACAAUCACUUUAUAGUUGGACGACAUUCACAAACUGUUUGGCCCCUGGCUAGUUCUUACGUUUUUCUUCAGCUUUGAACUCUCGACCAAAAAUAAUAACCCAAGAGCUCCCAACUUUGCUAUGUGACUUGUUACCACUUGAGCGCAGUAAAGGCCUUACUUUUGCAGGUGUAAAGGGCAGUCGCAGCAGAACUAGUCCUUGUCAUUUGUGUGCCGUUUUAGUAUUUUAUGGUCAUGAACUAACUCGUCUGUACUGCCACUUUAGUUCAGCACACACACUGCAUCCAAUACUACCACUUUGUUGUAAUCAGGAGCUCGCAGUUGCUUACAAGAGACUGCUCUGGCUCUAUCUGUCGAACACUUGCGAUUUGCAUAUAUUCUUUCAUCAUUUGCAUCUUAGUAUUCCACUAUGGGCUUGAAAAGCUUUUGACAGUGUUAAACUAAUCAUUUCUCUACUAUGCACAUUUGGUCUCGCAAAUGCUGUGAAACCUUCACUUCAGUUAAAUGCAGGUGCUAUAUAGAUGGAGCCAGCAUGACAGCGUGUUGUCUCGUAAGGGAGCGCAAGGUCAGGCAAUACGCUUGGUCGCGUCCAAACGCAAGUGUGCAAACCAGCCAGCACAAACGGGCUUAAAAAUAGCACAUUUUGUUUCUCUUUUUUCCCAAAUUUUUGCGCCAGUUUCGGGUUUGAGUAUUCUUUUUGACGCGUCUCUCCCGGUUCGCCUUAAUGGCAUACCUUUUUCUCCAAACUUCUGUGCCUGUUUUAGACGGGGCAGAAAUGAAGCAAAUGCAAGAAACAAAAAUGAUGACAAUGGUUUCUCAGUUUAACUACAAUUAUAUCGCUUUCAGUGCUCCUUCUGAUGAACUUUUUUGUGACAGUUUUUAGUCGGAAGCUGUCCCAAUCUUGUGUCUUGCAACCAAUCUUGUUCGGGUCAGGUUCUUGCGUAAGCAUCGAUCACAUCUGCAAAUAACGAAAGAAAGGUUGUGUCUAAUUGCACUUGCACUGCCGCGUCAACACCCCAACCCAGGCCCAAGAAAGCGCAAGGAAAUGAAUCGCCCACGAGCGGCGGAUGAGCCAACCACCUUCUACCCAGCCGUGGAGUAUGGUCUAUACCGGGUGGGUCCUUCCCUUCACCGGUUCAUGACAAUCCUGGAAUGGCAGACGGGGCAGAAACGCAUGACCCUGUUUAUAUUUUCUCUGGGCCUGCUGUGUCUCUUCAUGUUGCUGAGUAAGAAUGCUCCUUUUGUCUGCAGCCUCACCUUCUUCGUGAUAGCAGCACACAUUUCAUUCCGCAACAUUGAAGUGACCACAAAGGAUGAAGAUGCCAGGUCUAUAGUUUUCUGGCUUAUCUUUGGACUGUUCAACCUGUUCGACUACUAUGCUGAUUUGAUCCGGGCACACAUUCCUUUUUUUUGGCUGUUCAAGGUGCUGUUCCUUACCUGGUGCCUACUGCCAACUCCAUCCAAUGGAGUCACAGUCAUCUACUUCCACUUGCUCCAGCCACUUUUUCUUGGUACAGAUGUCAAGAGCCAGGACGGCAGGACUAACAGGAACACCGAACAUGGUGACCUUACGGGCACAGAUUGCCGGUUCCCGCCUGCCACGGCGACCGUCCCGCCCUGGCAUUUGCCCAUUGGCCUCGGGUCUCCCCCUUCGGAACCCCAAAGUGGAGCGAACAAAAGCAUGUCGACUGCCGCCACGAUGCAGCCUGCAUGGCCCGCCGCCGGAACAGUGGGCCAGGCGCCAAUGCAGUCGAGCCAGGUUCCCAAGCUCAGCCCGGCUGCGAAACCAGAGCAAGGUGCAACUUUGCAGACUAACGAGCAGCGGGGAAAAGGCGCCAAGCCAACUGAGCCUGCAAAGGCUGUGGAGAAGUCCCUUCAGUUAUCUCGCAACUCAAAAGACUGGGUGUCGACAGACCAAACACAGAAGGACGGGGCCCCGAAGGAUCAGCGUCCCAAGGAGCGUAAAGAAACGCACGAGCAACAGUGGCAAACUCAUUUUCCUCCCAAGCCGGCGGAGGAAUUGCCUUUCAAAGAACCUCAGCAAACUUCCGGACUGGAUAGCGGGAGUGUACCACAUGAGAAACUGCGCAAGGUGCCUGCUCCCAGCAUGCAGUCUCAACCAAGUGCUCCCAAGGCCACUGGAAAGUCAUCUGCAUCAACGGCAAAGCAGCAAAAAACGGCUCGGCCAGAACCGAGAGACGGGGCACCCUUGCUGCCUGUAAAUCUGGAGAAGUCACCUUCCGGCGGCGCUUCUAAAAGUGAGCAGAAGCCGUUCCAGCCCCGACCGUCUAGCUCGAAAACCAAGUCUAAACCGGAUAGGCCAUUAUCGGACGACAUUUACGACAGCCACCUUACACCCCGCCGUAGCACGAGCAGGCUGGAGCUCACCGAUCAAGAAUCCUGGGACGAUGUGAACCUCUUCUCACGGAAAUCAAGCACCUCGGAAGGGAUUGUGGCCAAAACCAGCGCAGAAAGCGGCUCAUUCGUGCACGAAAAAAGGAACGGUGCUGGAGGCAGCCCUUUCGAUCCUCGACUCUACCCCAGGUCUCUAGCCACGGUACCCCUGGUGCAGCCCAUCAUCCAGCCAUUGUACAGCCUGUACGGUGGCUACAGCAGGUAUGGCAGCAUGGUGAGCUAUGGCUCCAGCUACGGUCCUGCCUAUGGUUCAGGUUACUCCUAUUCGCCGGAACGACAGCUUGUCUUCGGACCCAGCUACCCUAACUACACCGCUGGACCCUGGCACCCGGGGUUUGUCCCAAGAGCCCCGACGGGGCUUUACCAACCGGUGCCGCCUCUGUACGGAACCACUAGAAAACCCUCGCUGCAGUCAAGAAAUCUCAGCACGACUACGGCAAGGCAGCCUGCAAAGAAACCGGGUUCGACAGAUUGCGGACCGCAGAAGAAGACUGACAAGAAGCCUGAUCCUAAGGAGGCAAGUGUUCAGAGUUCCAAGUUGCCUCUGCUGAGCACCAAAGGUCAGAGGGGGGCCGUUGAGGGCAGUGCCAAGGAAAGUGGAAAAGACAGUGCUAAGGGUGCUGCGAAGGGAAUGACCAAAGACGCUGGGGAAAACAAAGAUGCUGGAAUGAGCAGGCGUCCUACCAAGGGAAAGGACAUUCCCGAGGAGGAGGGCACUUGUGGAGGCCAGAAUGUUGCCGGUAACAAGAACACUGCCAAAGACAAGGGUGCUGCUGAAGACAAAAAUGUUGGCAAGAACGACAAUGCUGUCAAGGAUAAUGAUGGUGGCAAGGGCAAGGACACUUGCAAGGGCAAGGAUGUCAGCAAAAAGAACAUUACUAAUGGCAGGGAAACUACUAGGGAAAAAACUUCUGUCAAGAAUGUGAAUCUUGCAAAUGACAGUGACAAGAAGCAAGGCAGAGAAGAGACAUCAAGUGACACUUAGGGCACUACCAAAGGCAAAGAAGGCAAGCUUACUGGGAAACAGCAGCCAUUUACUUGUUAUUAUAUUUUGGGCCACAAUAAUCAAUGCUCUUCUUGUUGCUUCA
Messenger RNA from Ixodes scapularis (black-legged tick), 3674 nucleotides. RefSeq names its product PML-RARA-regulated adapter molecule 1. Bases 1217 to 3571 code for a protein of 784 amino acids. The transcript is spliced from 6 exons. The record is from RefSeq and is a predicted model, not a curated record. Lineage: Eukaryota; Metazoa; Arthropoda; Arachnida; Ixodida; Ixodidae.